This is a messenger RNA of Boeremia exigua, 2424 nucleotides long. Its product is annotated as CP2 transcription factor-domain-containing protein. Lineage: Eukaryota; Fungi; Ascomycota; Dothideomycetes; Pleosporales; Didymellaceae. Bases 1 to 2424 code for a protein of 807 amino acids. The transcript is spliced from 4 exons. Gene Ontology annotation, biological process: regulation of transcription by RNA polymerase II. Gene Ontology annotation, molecular function: RNA polymerase II cis-regulatory region sequence-specific DNA binding; DNA-binding transcription activator activity, RNA polymerase II-specific. Gene Ontology annotation, cellular component: nucleus. The record is from RefSeq and is a predicted model, not a curated record.
AUGUUUCGCAACCGAUCCUCUCAAGCAAAGCCGAACGACGAGCUGCUGGAGAACUUCAAAGCCUCUUUCCCCCACCUCCAGCGGUCGCAUUCGCUUGCAGCGCCCCAGGGCCAUUCACUCACCGAUGCGCUCGAUGUAGCGCAUCCCGCCAGACACGGCGAUGCCGACGACAUCAAGGACCAGGACCCCACGCCGCGGGGAAACAACGAGCCAUGGCGCUUUACGCCCUCGUUGCUCGACCCCAACAGCUUUGCAUUCACAAACUUUGCAAACCAGCCUCCUGGCUACUACACGCCGACGCCCGGCGGCACCAACACGCUCUACCACAGCCAGGCCGGCGACCUGCACACGCCCGGAUUCAGUUUCGGCCUAGGCACACCCCUCUCCCUCCCCACCUCGGAAAGCGCCGUCCACGCUGGCCAGACCAAUCCCCACCUCCAGGGCUUCAAUCCUCACGCACUGGGAACCCACCACCAUUUCCAGAAUGCCAACCCUUUCGGCAUUCAGCCCCAGCAUGCCCAGUCGUUUGCGCCACACCAGUUCACCCAUCAGCCAUCAGCCUUCGAUCAUGCUUCUCUCUCCCGGCUACACGAGGACCCCCCCAUGGAGAAUGUCAUCCCGGAGGUUGAGAUGCAGUCUCCCCUCAUCGGCUUUCCUCCUCAGGCUUACGGAGACAACCUAUCGACUGCACUGGCUGCUGCAGCUCAGCCAAACCAAAACUUCCGUUACCACGUUACCUUGAAUGCACCAACCGCUAUGGUAAAGCAGCCUGACGAGGUCCCCGUGACCUACCUCAACAAGGGUCAAGCAUAUUCCAUCUCUCUGGUCGAUACUGCACCCCCUCAGGCGCCUUCGUCAAUCUGCAAAUACCGUACCUACAUCCGGAUCUCUUUUGAAGAUGAGCAGCAGCGACAGCGUCCUGCUUCUUGCUGGCAGCUCUGGAAAGAAGGCCGCGGUACCAACGAGGCGCAUCAGCGGGGCGGCCGACUCCAGGCGGUCGAGUUCGUGGAUCCAAGUCAAGUUGGCGGCGGUGAAGUCCAAGGACGACCCAGAGUCGAGCUCGAGAUGUCUUCCUUCGAUGGCUUUGCUGUGACAUGGACUCCCGCAUCUAACGCUGCGCCCGAAUGUUCCUUGGCCGUUCGUUUCAACUUCCUCUCCACCGACUUCAGCCACUCCAAGGGUGUCAAAGGCAUUCCUGUACGCCUUUGCGCCAAAACUGAGCUGGUUUCGGAGACUUCUGGAUCACCAUCCGAGACACUCAACGCCGAGCUUUGCUAUUGCAAGGUCAAGCUCUUCCGCGAUCAUGGUGCCGAACGGAAACUGUCAAACGACGUUGCGCACGUCAAAAAGACGAUCGACAAAUUGAAGCAACAGAUUGCCCAAGUCGAGUCCGGUAUGAAAGAUUUCGGAAAACGCAAGCGCAGCGGAGACGACAAGAGCAGCAAUUCCAGGCCUGGAAAGCUCCAGAAACACAAACGGACGUGGUCGAUGUCUUCCGCGAGUGACAACCAGGGCGCUCGUCCAGCAGCAGAAGAAGACUUGCACAUCAAGUUGGCAUCUCUGCAGGACAUGUUCAGUUCCACACGCCCCGUCAGUCUUCUUUACCUGAAGGGCGAGGAACAGGAUGAUCCAGAUCUUCACCCAGUUCAACUUUCCUCUUCCACACCCCAAGAACUGCCAAAGAUCGACACCGCUGUUGAUUCCCAAAUGUGGGAGGCCCAAAGCCCGCAGACAGGCAACUCAUCCAUGAUAUCGCCAACACCAAGCUCGCAAUCCCUGCAUUCUGAUGGGAAACGCAGGGCUUCAUCAUUCCAACGACCUGGUCCUUACGGACCACCAUCGCGCAUGACCUCAAGCGAGUGGAGAAGCCUCCCGCAGACUGCCACAAGUGAUCUGAAAGGCAUGGUCGCAAUGCAUGGCGGCUCUGACGUUCCCACCAAGGUCCAGAGGCCCUACUCUGAUGAUCAUGCCCUAUCCGGUUGGAUUGAGGCACUAGGUGUUGAUCAGACGUACCAGCCACCGCCCGAGCCCAUGCUAAAGCCAGUUGCUUGCUUUUUUGUACAACCAAGGAUUGCUGGUAAGCAGCCGGAUGACAACUAUUUCCGCGCUGUUUAUGUGAUGGAGCGAUCUGUCAAAGCUCUCGUACACAGCAUCGCCAUGAAGAUUAACAUCGAGCCGACUAAGGUGACUCGUACAGUCCGGAUCAACCAAAAAGGUCUGCAGAUCUUAAUGGACGACGAGGCGAUCAACGCAAUACCCGAGCAGCAAGACAUGGCGGCCGAAUUCCACGAAAUCGGUACACCCCCCGUUCAGCCUAUGAAGCGAGAAUGGGACGCCGGCCCUACGGAUAUACAGGUCGACGGCGACAUCUCCGUCGUCGAAGCUGUGCACUCGACUGGCUACGAGCUCCGCCUUCUUUUCUGA